CGCUGGUGUAAGAAGGCACUUGUUGACUGUAAAUAAUAAUAUUCGUAUAAGGAAUUAUAAUAAAUAAUAGAAUUUUGAAUAGAAUUAUUUACAGCAUGUAGGUUGACCAUGUAUCAUGGACUCGAAAUUUGAACUGUCGCUAAAAAGUUAUUUUCCCUGAAGAAAAAGAGGAGAAUCCCGAAUUCUUUCCGAAAGACGGCUGCUCCUAUUGUCAUUGUUGACUCUUUGUUGAUCAACUGCGAGAGUCACGAUGGCUGCGAGGGGUAUUCAUAGCCUGAGAUUCAAUCAGGAUCAAGGUUGUUUUACAUGCUGCAUGGAAUCUGGACUGAGAAUCUAUAAUGUCGACCCAUUGGUUGAAAAGGCGCAUUUCGAUAAUGAUUUAAUGGGAAGCAUCUCCAUGGCCGAGAUGCUCUGGAGAACAAACGUGAUUGCCGUGGUAGGUGGUGGGAAUCGUGCUAAAUUUGCUGAUAAUACCGUUCUGAUUUACGACGAUCUAUUGAAGAAGUUCGUUAUGGAAGUCACCUUUACCAGUAUCAUCAAAGCAGUCAGAUUGCGAAGGGACAAAAUGAUAGUAGCACUACAGCGAGAGAUACACGUCUUUUCGUUUCCUACGCCUGUUCGAAGGUUGUUGACGCUCGAAACUAGAGACAAUCCAACAGGCUUAGUGGAAAUAGCAACGUUCGCGACAGCGCAAAGGCAAUUGCUGGCUUUUCCUGGUCACAAACUCGGUAGUGUACAAUUGGUGGAUCUUGGAGCUACCGAGGCUGGUAGUUCCAGUGCACCUAUUACUCUUUCAGCACAUCAGGGUGCACUGGCAUGUCUGGCAGUUAAUGGAAAUGGGACCAUGAUCGCGACUGCAUCUGUUCAGGGGACUUUAAUCAGAGUGUGGGAUUCUGUACGCAGGAGUUUAUUGGUUGAAUUAAGGCGUGGUGCUGAUCCUGCUACUCUCUAUUGCAUAACAUUCAGCAGAGAUUCGGAAUUCUUAUGUGUUUCGAGCGAUAAAGGAACAGUUCAUAUAUUUGCCCUAAAAAAUACCAGUUUGAAUCGACGAUCCACUUUUUCAAAUAUGGGAUUCUUGGGCAACUACGUCGAGAGUCAGUGGGCAUUGGCUACCUUCACAGUACCUCCAGAAUGCGCUUGCGUUUGUGCGUUUGGUACACACAAUUCUGUGAUAGGUACUGUAUUUAUUUUGCGAAAAAUGUCGCUGAUACACUUUGUUUCUUCCUUUAUAUUUUUAUUUUUUUUUUGUAAUUUCAGCUGUAUGUAUGGAUGGAACGUUUCACAAAUACGUCUUCACCGCAGAAGGCAAUUGCAAUCGGCAAGCGUUCGAUGUCUUCCUCGACGUGUGUGAUGACGACGAUUUUUAAUAUGAAGCCUAUUACGUAUGUGCGUAUAGUUACAAGACUAUAUACUUGCAAUAAAAUUUCUAGUCGGAUUACGAGCGAAAUUUCUUGUAUGUGUGUGAUAUAAUUGUACAGGUAAUCGAAUCGCUGAUUACGUAGAAAGCACAUAAGUCAUGGAAAAGUCAGUGUUCCAUGGAGUCUUCGAAUACAAUCUUUUUUUUAUGACUUAUGUGCUUCCCAUAAUUAUACAAUUUUAAUAAAUAUGAA
Trachymyrmex cornetzi is the source of this 1610-nucleotide messenger RNA. RefSeq names its product WD repeat domain phosphoinositide-interacting protein 4. The coding region runs from base 251 to 1351 and encodes 366 amino acids. NCBI's taxonomy places the organism in Eukaryota, Metazoa, Arthropoda, Insecta, Hymenoptera, Formicidae. The transcript has 6 exons. The record is from RefSeq and is a predicted model, not a curated record. Gene Ontology annotation, molecular function: protein binding.